AUGGGAACUGAUCCGGCGAUUGCCGGUGGAGUAACCGGCGUUCCGGAGGAAAGACGAGAAAUGGCUUAUUCAGAGUUGAGCAGUGGUAGCCAGGUAAUGGAUGAACAUGAACCUGGGCAAGGGAGCUGGCUAGAGAAGAAUCAUUGGUUAGAGGACAGGCCCCAUGGUGGCUGGAGCAGGAGAUUUUGCAGUGUCGAACAGUCAUCAAGGCUCAAGACAGUCAGCUUGCGCAAGUCCGGUCUGUUGCAGCAGGUGGAGGCCAAGUCGUGGAAGACUAGGACCAGAGGGAGAGACAUGGACGAGUUGACGAGAUGGAUGACCUCCCUCUUUCCCCACAGUCGAAGAGCAAUGAAUGCCUCGUCUCCAAAUUGUCAUGAUCCUUGGCUGCUGUUGCUGGACAUGGAGUGCUUGGUAUGGAGUCUAUGGACGAUGGAGUACCAGAACAGACAUGAACGGAGCAGACUGGAGACUUGGCCGCAACGAUUACCCGCUAGAGCAUGCAGUGACGUUCCAUCCAUCUUCUUUGGAAGAGCCACCCAGCUCCACCACGACAUCAUCAAAUGGCAGCAUGCAACUUGGGAAAGUCAAGUGGCCGCAGACUUGACUGGACUGGUUGACUGGAUGACUGGAUGA
Messenger RNA from Pochonia chlamydosporia 170, 633 nucleotides. RefSeq lists its product as hypothetical. The record is from RefSeq and is a predicted model, not a curated record. The coding region runs from base 1 to 633 and encodes 210 amino acids. The transcript has a single exon. Lineage: Eukaryota; Fungi; Ascomycota; Sordariomycetes; Hypocreales; Clavicipitaceae.